This is a messenger RNA of Echinops telfairi (small Madagascar hedgehog), 1963 nucleotides long. It is a transcript of the gene MIEF2, whose product is annotated as mitochondrial elongation factor 2. Gene Ontology annotation, biological process: positive regulation of mitochondrial fission; mitochondrion organization. The transcript has 4 exons. Gene Ontology annotation, cellular component: mitochondrial outer membrane. Bases 91 to 1518 code for a protein of 475 amino acids. Lineage: Eukaryota; Metazoa; Chordata; Mammalia; Afrosoricida; Tenrecidae. The record is from RefSeq and is a predicted model, not a curated record.
CCGUUCCAUCCGCAGCCGAGCAGGGUGUCGGGGCCGGGAGGUCCCGCUGCCCCUCCGCUGCGUGUGCCGGAGCGGCGACGCAGGCUGACCAUGGCGGAGUUCUCCCAGAAGCGGGGGAAGCGGCACGAUGAUGCUGUGCUGGGCAGUGCCGUGGACUUCCUGUUGGUCAACGCCCGCCUGGUGUUGGGGGUGGGCGCAGCUGCUGUGCUGGGCAUUGCCACCCUGGCCGUAAAGCGGCUCAUUGACAAAGCCACUAGCCCGCGGGACGAGGAGGACGAGGCCAAGGGUGAUACAACGUGCCUGGAGGAUGGCUGGAAGGAUCUGAGCCUGCUCAGGGACACGCCACACCCACAACCCCGGCCCCCGCCUGCUGCCCUUAGCCAGCCUGUGCCAAGCCCAGCUCCCUCACUUGAUGUUCCAGAAGGGCCUGGCGACACUGGUCCCUGGACACUACCUCAGCACGGCUCCCCAGCACCAUUGUGCCUGACCUUCCAGGAGAAGUUGCUGGCAUUCGAACGGGACCACGUGGGCAUCCCAGCAGUGAACGAGAUGGUGGCCCAGCAGCUGACCCGAGACAUCAGUGUCAAACUUCAGGCCUUCCUGCGGAACAAGUUCCCAGAACUGCCCUUCAGAACCCUUGAGCCUGGCGGGCCCCUGUUUGACGGGCUGCAGGGCCAUGCUGCUGAGCCUGUGCGCCUCCUGGUGCCACUGCGACUGGAGCUGGGCCUGUGGGGCUUGGUGCCAGGGGCCGACACCGUGGCCAGGGACGCUCGCUGCUGGGCCGUGCGCCGAACCCAACUGGAGUUCUGCCCCCGGGGAAGCAGCCCCUGGGACCGUUUCCUGGUGGGCGGCUACCUGGGUGCCCAGCUCCUACUAGAGCUGCUCCGGAAGGCACUGGCUGUCUCCGUCAACUGGCCAGCCAUCGGCAGCCUUCUGGGAUGCGUGGUCCGGCCCAGUGUGACCUCUGAGGAGCUGCUGCUGGAGGUGCAGCAGGACGGCUUGGAGCUCACCAUCGCUGUGCUGCCUGCCAUCGCUGGGGCUGAUGCCGGAGCCGGUGACCUCCUGCUCCUGGCCUGGCCCCUGGAGGGCCUGGCCAGCAACCUCUGGCUGCAAGACUUCUACCAGGCUGAAGCCGCCCGGCUGCAGACCCUGGAUGACCAAGACUCAGGCACCCGUCAGCGGCUCCUGCGGUUACUUUGUGGCAUCUGCUGCCAUCACCCAGCCCUGGGGCGGCUGGGCCGGGGCCACCUCACCCAGGUGGUCCUGCACCUAGGGGAGGAAGAGGGAGACUGGAGCGAGGCCGCCCUGGGCUCACGCUUCCUGCAGGCCCUGGAGGAGCUCAUCAGUGCCCUGGAGCAGGCCCGCCUGCUGUGCCACUUCAACCCCAGGGUGAACCUCCUGGGUGACCUGCGUGAGGAGGAGAUUGACAGCAUUGGCUAUGUGCUGUACAGCGGGCUGCAGGCCCCCGAGCAGCUGCUUUGGGGAGGGUAUGGCCAGCACCAGCUCUGCUGCCAGUGAGCCUCGCUCUUGCCCGCCCCGCCCUUCCCUCCCAGGGCUUCAGAAGGCACCCUUCUGUGCCGUCUGCUCAAACAGAACGGCGUGUUUCCUGAGCACACGGACUUCCAGGUGCCUGCUUGCCUGGACCUGCGGGAGAGCUUGCGUUACUGUCACUGUGCUUGGCUAGGCUGCUGCUUUAAAACUUGGAGUGACAACCAGUUAGCCCAGCCCCCCCCCCACACUCAGUCUAUCACCACCAGCAACGAACCCACGGAGAGUGUGGCUUUUGCCAGCCAGUGGUGCUGGAAGGGAAGCCUGUUUUUCUGCUGAGAGCCAGCAUUUCCUGGGGUGCAGUUUUGGGACUUUGGGUGCCAGCAGGUGUUCUGUGUGUUGUUGCCCAGGGGCUAUGCCUCGUGUGCCUAGGAUAAGGAUUUUAACUAUUAAAAGGAUGGUGUUUUGUGUUGUC